AUGUCUCCUGUCCGGACUCUCGAAAAUGCUGAUAAAGACUACACCUAUAUCAUCUGCGGAGGCGGCACCUCAGGGUGUGUAAUUGCUGGUCGGCUGGCCGAGGCUUUCCCCAGACCCUCGGACGUCUCGAUCCUGAUCAUCGAAGCUGGCCCGGACUCGGCAGGCCAUCCGCUCAUUACCAUGGUCGGCGGCCUCUUCCAAGCUAUGGGUGGUGACCUGGACUGGGGCCUGGAGACAGUCCCGCAGGCGAAUCUCGAUAACCGCGUGCUGCAGCUCAACCGCGGGAAAUUCCUGGGUGGCAGCAGCGGCUUCAAUGGGACAUUGUGCAUCCGCGGGUGCAAGGCCGACUACGAUGAGUGGGAGCUCGAGGGCUGGAGUGGAGAUGAAAUGUUCCGGUACAUGAAAAAGGCAGAGACGUUCCAUGGCAAAGACUGGUUUAAAGCCGCAGAGGGAUACCAUGGGAUGGAUGGGCCCUUGCACGUUGAACCGCAUGAUACGGCACCUAUUUCCAAGCACGUUUUCGAAUCCUUACAGGACAAGGGCCUGCCACUGGUGGAUGACCUGUUCACCACGGGCCAAGCAGCACAUGGGUGCGGCCAUGUUCCUCGAACGGUGCAUGACGGCGUUAGAACGUUUAGUACCGACUACUUGAAAGGCCAUGAGGACCGAGUGGAUAUCGUGGUGAACACUGUCGUCGACAAGAUUGUCCUCGAGCGUGUCGAAGGCGAUGUUGUGGCAACGGGCGUUGAGGUUGUCGACAAUUCUGGAAAGAGGAGGAUGUUGAAAGCUGGCAAGCAAGUCAUAUUGUCUGCAGGCGCGUACUGCUCGCCCACCAUCCUUCUUCGCUCUGGCGUCGGGCCGAAAGAGGAGCUCGCUCAGUUCAACAUCGACUGUGUGGUCGAGUCUUCCGGCGUCGUCUUUGUCCCAUACGAAGUCACGCAGCCGAAUCUCACCAACGACCGACACAUCCACCACACCAAUGGCGCCGCAAAUUCGCUGUCCACGUACCAGACCUCGCGAUCCGGCUUCUUUUCCACCUUCCCGUUCGGAGUCUUCGCCUUAGCGCGACUUGAUGACGGCUUGAACUCGUCCGCCCUGUGGCGGGACCGUUCGGCCACCACGGCUGGGACUGGACGAGACGCUGCCAACCUCACGCCCCAGCAAGCCCACGUCGAAUACAUGCACACGGAGUUGUAUUCGGGCCAUGUCCACGGCUACCCGAUCCCCUUGGAGGGGAAGCACGGCUUCGAGAUGAUGACACUGCUAUUCAGCCAGCAAAGUAGGGGCACGGUAUCCCUCCGCUCGACAGACCCGCACGAUAAGCCCGUCAUCGACCCUCGCUACUUGUCUGACCCCCUCGAUCUUCUCAUGCUGACCGAAGGCGUUCGCUUCGCACACUCGAUCGUGACAUCCGGCUCCGGCACCAAGGACAUCGUUGCCCCAGGCGUGUGGCUGGCCGGUCCCAAGUACGCGGCCCUGGGCCCCGUCACGACUAGGGAGGAUUGGGAGCCGUAUGUGCGGCAGUACAGCGCGACGGCGCACCACCCCGCGGGCACGUGCCGAAUGGGGAAGGACGGCGAUGCGACGGCGGUCGUGGACGAGAAGCUACGAGUCAGAGGUGUCAAGGGGUUGAUGGUGGCGGAUUGCAGCAUCAUGCCGAGUCUGAACGGCGGACACACCCAGAUGCCGGCGUACGCAAUUGGUGAGAAGGCUGCAGAGUUGCUUCUCGAGGCGUCUGGGACAAAGGUGUAG
Messenger RNA from Cladophialophora bantiana CBS 173.52, 1752 nucleotides. RefSeq lists its product as uncharacterized. Gene Ontology annotation, molecular function: flavin adenine dinucleotide binding; oxidoreductase activity, acting on CH-OH group of donors. The coding region runs from base 1 to 1752 and encodes 583 amino acids. Lineage: Eukaryota; Fungi; Ascomycota; Eurotiomycetes; Chaetothyriales; Herpotrichiellaceae. The transcript has 4 exons. The record is from RefSeq and is a predicted model, not a curated record.